AAUUGGCUCAUAACUCUGCAUUAUCGUACGAAACACGGGUAAUGGCUUCUUUCAAACCACGAACAGUGAUCUGCAUAGGAGACAUCCAUGGACACAUUUCGAAACUCGAAAAACUCUGGCUUAAUCUACAAACCGCCCUCGACCCAUCAGAGUUCACCACAGCUCUUGUCAUCUUCCUAGGCGACUACUGCGAUCGUGGACCGCAUACCCGACAAGUCAUUGACUUCUUGAUCGCUCUGCCGGAGAAACACCCCGACCAGACACACGUCUUUCUCGCCGGGAACCACGACUUCGCCUUCGCGGGGUUUCUAGGUUUGUUGCCACGUCCUUCGGAUGGAUCUGAGCUGAAGGAUACGUGGAGUGAGUUCGAGAAGAGCGAGGAGAGAGAAGGAUGGUAUAAAGGCCAAGGCUUCGAGGAUAUGCAUGUCCAGAGUAGAAGAUGGGCUGGCAAAACUAGGGAUCGAUUCGUUACGUACGCCGUUGGGGUUGAGUAUAUCGGAUCUAUUUACGAUGCUGGGUCGACUUUUCAAUCGUAUGGCGUCCCUCAUGGAUCUUCUGAUUUGAUGGAGGCAGUACCAGAGAGUCACAAGAAGUUCUUGACCAAUAUGGUUUGGGUUCACGAAGAGGAAGAUGUUUGUAUAGAAACAGAGGAAGGGCUCAAGCAAUGCAAGUUGAUUGCGGUACAUGCUGGGUUAGAUAAAUGGAAGAGUGUUAACGAACAGCUAGAGCUUCUGAGAGCUAAAGACACGAGCUUCUCGAGGGUACAACCUCUAAGUGGACGGAAAGACGUUUGGAACAUGCCACAGGAACUUGUUGAUAAACAACAGACUAUCGUAGUCAGCGGUCACCACGGGAAACUACACAUCGAUGGCUUGAGACUGAUCAUCGAUGAAAGCGGUGGAUACGAUUAUAAUCAUCUGGCUGCAAUCAUCCUUCCUUCUAAGAAGAUCAUCCGCGACACCGAUAUCUUCUCCAACCAACGUUAAUUUUCAACAGCUGCUCCAACUUCAAAUGUUGUUUCAAAUUAUCUCAUCGUACUUUUGUCUCAUCGAAUAUUCCAUCUUUCUAUCUUUAAUUAAAAGUCUUUCCAUCUA
Messenger RNA from Raphanus sativus (radish), 1094 nucleotides. RefSeq names its product tyrosine-protein phosphatase RLPH2-like. The transcript is spliced from 4 exons. The coding region runs from base 42 to 986 and encodes 314 amino acids. The record is from RefSeq and is a predicted model, not a curated record. Lineage: Eukaryota; Viridiplantae; Streptophyta; Magnoliopsida; Brassicales; Brassicaceae. Gene Ontology annotation, molecular function: hydrolase activity.